Molecule: messenger RNA, 1502 nt
Organism: Myxocyprinus asiaticus (Chinese sucker)
Lineage: Eukaryota; Metazoa; Chordata; Actinopteri; Cypriniformes; Catostomidae
Product: FGFR1 oncogene partner 2 homolog
Exons: 6
Coding region: 50-697 (215 amino acids)
Biological process (GO): response to wounding
Source: RefSeq, a predicted model, not a curated record
CACGGCUGUAGCAACAGGAAGUGUGGGGCCGUUUAGCUGCAGAUAAGGAAUGACCUGUACACUUGAGAAGGUGCUGGCUGAUGCCAAAUCGCUUGUGGAGAGACUUCGUGAUCAUGACAAUGCUGCUGAGAUCCUGAUAGAACAAACCACACUACUGAACAAGAGAGUGGAGGCCAUGAAACAGUAUCAAGAAGAGAUUGAGGUGCUGAACCAGGUGGCAAGACAUCGGCCACGCUCUACGCUGGUCAUGGGCAUCCAGCAGGAAAACCGACAAAUACGGGAACUGCAACAGGAAAAUAAAGAGUUGCGCACAUCACUGGAGGAACAUCAGUCUGCGCUGGAGCUGAUCAUGAGUAAAUACAGAGAGCAAAUGUUUCGCCUUUUGAUGGCCAGCAAGAGAGACGAUCCUGCGAUAGUCACCCAGCUCAGAGAACAACAUACUAAUGAGAUGCAAGUGCACAUUGAAAAAAUAAAUGAAAUGGCCACAGUGAUGAGGAAAGCCAUCGAAGUGGAUGAAGGGCGACCAUGUGAGGAUGAAGAGAGAAUCAAACGACUGGAGCUGGAGAACAGCGGCCUGCGCGAGCUGUUGGGCAUCAGCCGCGAGGCUUUUCUGGUGCUGAAGAGCAACGACGCGUCUGACAAUACGUCUCUCUCUCCACUGCUCACCAGCACAGACGUCAGUCUGAGGAAGAGCUAAAGACCAUGACAUCACCACUCACAUGACCAGCGUGUACAAACAAACAUUCAGAGCCGUCCUACAAAUCCCACAAUCCUCCAUGAUCACAGGGUCAUGACCUCACUCACUCACUGCCAGCUCAGAUCGACCUGGAUGUCCAUCAGAGGGCGACGGCUGUCAUGAGCGAUUCUGCGUUCUCGGUGUCUGUGGGACAUGUUGAAAGCUUCAGCAUCUGAAUAUACUGGGGGCGAGUAAUUCUUCUCAUCUGAUCACUUAGUCCAUCAUCACAGCUUUUUUCAGGAAAAGUCAAAUGACCAAACUGACUCUUUAUGAAAACAGAAUCAUUUGAGCUGAGCUAAUUGAUUGGCAUAUUGUGAAUUAUUACUUGAACGUGGGACUUUCUGAAGGGAAUGUGCAUGCAAUGUGCCAUUUUAAUAAAAGGUUGUUUUUUGUUUUGUUUUUUUGCUUGUAUUUGUGACAGUGUUUUAUGUGUGUAUGAGAGAAAGUAUUGUUGUAUGUGAUUAAAUUCUAUAAGUUCAAACUGUGGAACUGUACAGAUAUUAAAGUCAAAAUGAAAUCAAAAUUGACCCUAUUUAUUUAGCACUUUCCUGGUCUUGCUGUGAUUGAUCAGUUAUUCCAAACCCCCAAAAAUAAAAUGAAAUGUUUGUCUUUAUCUUUCAUCAAAAUGUUAUCACAUUAGCUCUGCUUCUGAAACAACUUUCCAUUUUGGUUGACAUUACAAAGGAUGCAGAUUUCCACCAAUGAAUGCUAGUAUUUCAUGAGACUUGCUUUCUAUAAUCCAAUAAAUUGCCAGCCAUACAAUUUU